Messenger RNA from Trypanosoma conorhini, 390 nucleotides. RefSeq lists its product as uncharacterized. The record is from RefSeq and is a predicted model, not a curated record. The transcript has a single exon. NCBI's taxonomy places the organism in Eukaryota, Euglenozoa, Kinetoplastea, Trypanosomatida, Trypanosomatidae. Bases 1 to 390 code for a protein of 129 amino acids.
AUGGAGAAGGGGGCAACAAGAGGGGAGAGUGCGCUGUGGCUCACUCUCUUUCCUUGCGGGUGUAGGGCGCUGCGUGUUUGCGUAGUGGCGGGCAAUGCGGCGGCGCCCCUCCUCCUCCUCCUUGCGGGUGGGCAGCCGCCUGGUGUCCCCUGCGCCUUCACGCCUGAGCGGGUUGCGGCACAAAAUGCCACCGCAACGAGGCAGUGCCAUUUCCACCGUGAGUGGGCAAUGCGUGCGCCCGGAUGCCCACGCAUGCGCACGCAGAGACGGAGGUGUGUGGGGAUGCCAAUGAUGAGUGCCAUACGUCAAAAGAGGCAGCAGCGCAGUUGUAUUGUGCCCCGCGAUUCACGCGGAUUGCCAAGAGGCGUCUUGGUUGCUCUUUCUGCGUGA